Molecule: messenger RNA, 2405 nt
Organism: Asparagus officinalis (garden asparagus)
Lineage: Eukaryota; Viridiplantae; Streptophyta; Magnoliopsida; Asparagales; Asparagaceae
Product: protein FAR1-RELATED SEQUENCE 11-like
Exons: 4
Coding region: 104-2278 (724 amino acids)
Biological process (GO): regulation of DNA-templated transcription
Molecular function (GO): zinc ion binding
Source: RefSeq, a predicted model, not a curated record
CUCGCAGCGGUUUGAAGAAGGAUCUCGGUGGCUCUAAUGGAUUCUCUUUGCGGAGUGGUAGGAAUUUUCAUUCUGCUGGUUUGCUGAUUGGAACAAAGUAAGCAUGACAAAGACCUCAUCAAGAAACAACGGUUGCCUUACUCAGAGGCGGGAGUGUCCAUGUGGGGACUCAAAAUGUAUUCUUAAAGUGGAAGGAGAAGAUGAUGAUCCUGUAGUGGAAUCAUCGGUAGAGCCUAGCUUCCCACAAGCAAUAACCCAAAUACCUCAAGAAAUAGUUUCUGUUGAUACCCCUCCAUAUGUAGGCCAAUCUUUUCAAACUGAUGAUGAAGCCCAAGAAUACUAUACCAACUUUGCUAGGAAAAAUGGUUUCGCAAUAAGACGAGAACGCUCAAAGGGAAACCCGUCACAUCCUCUAGGAGUUUAUAAACGCGAGCUUGUCUGCCAUCGAGCUGGCAUUUCUCUCCCUAGAAAAACAGCGGAACUAAAGCGUCAAAGGAAUAAAAAAUCUUCACGUUGCAAAUGCGAGGCUCAAAUGAUCAUAAAAAAGAAUGUCUCGAAGGGGGUUUCUAGAUGGAUGGUGGUUCAUUUUAGUAAUGUUCAUAACCAUGAGUUGUUGGAUAGUGAGGAAGUUAGACAUCUCCCUGCUUAUCGUAAUAUUUCUUCAAUAGACCGAGAGCAUAUUCUAGCUCUUGCAAAGAACGGGCUAAGUGUAGGUACUAUUAUGAGGACCAUUGAGGUGGAAAAAGGUGUAAAGCCCCGUCAACUGACAUUUACUGAAAGGGACCUUAGAAAUUUCCUUCAGGCUUCCAAAAACAUUAAUAGAGAGAAUGAAGGAGCUGAGCUUCUUAACGCUUGCAAAGCUAUGUCAGACAAGAACAUGGAUUUUCGUUAUGAUUUCACAUUGGAUGAAAAUAAUAAGCUUGAGCACAUUGCUUGGUCUUAUCCAGAUUCUAUCCAUGCAUACAAAGUGUUUGGUGAUGUUGUGGUGUUUGACACAAGUUAUCGCUUGUAUGCAUAUGAUCGGCCUGUUGGGGUUUGGUUUGGUGUUGAUAAUUACGGAAAUGCCAUAUUUUUUGGUUGUGUUCUGUUGCAAAAUGAGAAACAAGAAUCCCUUGGAUGGGCUUUGCAGUCAUUUCUUCAUCUUGUGGAUGGGAAAUUCCCACGAACUAUGCUGACUGAUUUUGAUAUAAGAUUAAGAGAUGCUAUGAUAAGUGAAAUGCCGGGCACUAAACAUGUCUUUGGGAUGUGGCAUGUAACGUCUAAGCUCUCAAGCUGGUUUGCUGCAUCACUUGGUUCUCAGUAUGACAAGUUUGUGUCAGAAUUUCAUAGGCUAGGUAACUUGGAGAGCCCUGAAGAAUUUGAUCAACUUUGGCGUCAGAUGGCUGUGGAUUUUGGAUUAAGCUUAGAUAAACAUGUAGGCAUCCUCUGGUAUCAUCGCACUUAUUGGGCUUUACCUCACUUGCGUGGGUUUUUCUUUGGAGGAUUGUUGACAACCGGUUUGCCUGUGUCAAUGAAGUCUUUUUUCAAAGGUUUCCUGACCUCCAAGAUACAUCUGAAAGAUUUCAUCGAUCAGGUGGCAGUUGCAAUCGAGCUCCAAAAUCAAGCAGGAGAAGAAGCAACCAUGCGACAAAACUAUCAGAAUAUCAAAGCUAAGACAUGCAUGCCCAUCGAAGAACAAGCAUUGAACAUUCUCACACCUUAUGCCUUUGAUUGGUUUCAAAAGGAACUCAUCGCAUCAAACCAAUUCGCUGUAUUCGAAACCCCGAGACAAAGUUACCUUGUUCGACACAGAUUACAAUCUGAUGGAGGUCAUCUCGUAAGUUGUAACGAUUCUGACGAAAAUAUUGAAUGCACAUGUCAAGAAUUCGAGGCCUCUGGAAUACUUUGCAGGCAUUCUUUAAGAGUUCUACAGCUAAAGAACUGCUUUGUUCUGCCCGAUAAAUAUCUUUUACCUCGUUGGAGACGUGAAUGUUCCUUGUUUCCUAGGAGCAGCGGAUAUAGCUACCGAUCAUUGGCUCUGAGAUCACUUGCGUCGAUCAUAAUCCAGGAAUCAUCAAUUACUAAGGAUCGGUUUGAUUAUGUGCAAUGGCAUAUGAGCAAGCUCCUUGGGCAUGUGAGGGAUAUGCCGAAUGUUGAGGAUUUGGGAUCCGAUGUGGAUCAGGGUUGUUCGUCGUUGGAUGCAACGGUGCCUGUUGUUUCUUCGAUGAAGUCUUGUGGCAGAGGGAGGCCGAAGAAGAUGAAGGGGGUUGUAGAAGAAGUACCUAUGGAAAGUUCAUAAUAAUCGAAGGUUUUUCCUUUCCAAUUUGAAAAUGAAGAUGUAUGAUAUUUGUAGAACUGAGUAGAUUGUGUAAGAUGUAAAAGUUUCAAUUUUUCAGCUUUAGUAUUAAUGUUUUACAUAUUUUUUA